CAAAAUAUGAUUAUGCUGCACCGAAUCACCGUAUUUUGCGCGUUUUCCAGUGAGAUGUCUGAGAAUUACCGAUACGUUUCGUGUUCACCGUUUCUUGUUGCCAUUUUCACAACUAUGUCAGACGUUUCCCCACCCGCUAACCAUUCCUUCUGCAGCCCAGCCCCGCCGUAAUACUCACUCUCUCGGCCGCCGCCGCCGCCGCUGCUGCCGCUGUAACUCUCUUUAAACUCUUUCUCUCGCCUUCUCUGCUUGUAAUUCAGAUUCUACAAUCCUCUCUUCCAGCUGCCAAUACACGUUCGAUCGAAGGAGGAACGAGGUAAAAAACAAAAUAACCUUGACGAUGAACAACAACGGCUCGCCGGCGCAUUCCUCCGUCUCUACUACAGCCGUCGUUGGCGGCGGCGGGAGCAGUAGUAGCGCUAUGGAAGAUUUCCACUUCCCAUCUGAUCUCAUCUCCAUUCAGGAUCGCAAGGACGAGGCGAUGCUCGCUCUGAAAGCUGAUUUAGCAGCUGCACUCAACAAGGUGGUUAGCUCAUUGGAUGAAGAUAACUGGAAAUUCGAAGGACCUCGCUCCCGUAUAAACCUUGUGUCAAGACCAGGUGGGUUUCUGAACAAGAAGAUCGAAGCAACGAAGAAAUAGGAACUUCUGGGCUGGGAGAGUGAUUUGGAAAGUCUACUAUAAAGGUGGCUUUCUGCAGCCGUGAAAGUCAUUGAAGGAACUGCUAUACAUCUUUAGUCAGCAUUUGAUUGUAUCUCUGGUGAGCUGUUUUCUAAUACAUGAACAUUGGACUGCAUACAUGUAAGUAGAACUUUUUUCGGUUGCUGAAGAUGGAAGUAAAAUGUUUGUAUUUGGUUCCUUCAUUGAGUAGGGUUUUCUAAUACAAUGAAAUAACCAUAAGCAAUCCUAGCUAUCUCAUAACCAAGAAAAUAUUCCAGCUCUCCUAAGUCUUUAAUUGUAAAAGCAUCAUCUAGUUGUUUCUUAGGAGAAGUGAUUGUUGCAAGAUCAUUACCGGAAAGGAUAAUAUAUGGUCCGCUAAAAUUUACUAGUAGCGAAUUUUUAUUAUGGGUCUCUAGAUGUACUAUUACUUACUUUCGAUUUAUUAACUAGUUAGUUCAGGUUUAAAAAUGAUUAAACAACUUUAACAAACAAAGAAAGAAAAGGUUUAACUAACUAAUUACAAGGUAGGAAGCUCACUUCGACAAUGAUUUCCCCUAAACCGGAUUGAUGAUUAAUGGUUCUCUAACUUUUUCCACUCGUUGUUUAUAAUGCGGAGAGUCCUUUACAAGUCUUGAAUCUCGAUCGAAUCUAUUGCUUAGAGGAACUUUAUCCUCAACUAAAACAACACAAUUCGAUCUAGACUCCCUUUAUUGAAUUGAUGUCAAAUACAAAGCAAUGAAUCGACUCACUCUCGUGCAAUCAUUCCCCUACUUCCAAUCAAUGUUUGCUAUAUUAAUCUAAUCAUGUAUCCUCUCUUCCAUGUCAAAGCAUAAAUCAAUAAUACUUGUUCAACGAAAAAUUGAUUCAAUAAGGAACUCAUUUUUGCUCCCCAAAACUCUCUAGGGUUGCUCUCCCUCUCUUCGGGGUUUCUCACUUCUUGUGUUUUCCAGUAGAGGCUUGGGUUUUUACAGUCUUUAUGCUCAAAAGUCAAAAGUCACGCUCGUGAUUCUCUAUAUUUUGGACGUCACCAUUUCCUUUGGACCUCUUUGGUUCCUUUUCACCUUCAAAUGUCCAGAAACUAGCUUUCAAUUCGUAGCACCUGAAAUAUUACAAAGGAACAUAAACUAUCAUAAAAUUAAUGAUUAAUAUAUUUGUAUGGCCCGAACUUUUCUCAUAUUUAACAUCCUAGUCAAUUCUUUUGGUAUUUAACAUUGUGGCCCGAGCUAACCUACACUUGACUAAUUUGGCCAAACCCAAGAGUUGACCGUUAGUUUGACGGUCAACCCGCCAUGUCACUGCCCAAUUAGCAUAAAUAAACUUAAAAAAUCCUAAAUUCCACAUAAUUCCUAAUAACUAUUACAAUUAAGUUAUUUUUUUUAGAAAUAGCUCUGGUUGGGUCCAGGACGACACCACUCUCGGCCAACUCCACUACCGGAUUUGGCAGAGAGCAACCUCCUCGGGAUGGGAAUGAGGGAUUAUGUUUCUCAAUUUUUGUAUUUUUAAAUUUUAAUUUAAUUCUAAUAAUUUUAAGAAUUACGUGGAAUUUAGGAAUUUUUUAAGUUUAUUUAUGCUGACUAGACAGUGACAUGGCUCAAAACUAAUGAUCAACUCUCGGGUUUGGUCAAAUUAGUAAAGUGUAUGGUUAGUUCGGGCCACGAUAUUAAUAAUUAAAAGGAUUGGUCAGGAUGUUAAAUAUGAGAGAAGUUCGGGUCAGACAAAUAUAUUAAUCGUAAAAUUAACUAACGAGAGAGUGUUUCCAAGAUAAAUGGUUAAGAGAAAGUCAAGAAUCGAGAGUCAAUUGUACAAAUGAGCACUUAUUAAAUUCCCACACACUUACCAUUUGCUUAUCCUGUAGCAAACCGAGUAAAACGAUAAUUUUUGA
Messenger RNA from Linum trigynum, 2540 nucleotides. The record is from the annotation of a GenBank genome assembly. Lineage: Eukaryota; Viridiplantae; Streptophyta; Magnoliopsida; Malpighiales; Linaceae.